Rhagoletis pomonella (apple maggot) is the source of this 2725-nucleotide messenger RNA. RefSeq names its product sprT-like domain-containing protein Spartan (gene mh). The transcript has 6 exons. The record is from RefSeq and is a predicted model, not a curated record. Lineage: Eukaryota; Metazoa; Arthropoda; Insecta; Diptera; Tephritidae. Gene Ontology annotation, molecular function: metalloendopeptidase activity; single-stranded DNA binding; polyubiquitin modification-dependent protein binding. Bases 186 to 2582 code for a protein of 798 amino acids. Gene Ontology annotation, cellular component: nucleus. Gene Ontology annotation, biological process: DNA repair.
AUCGGUUAUUCGAUUAAUCAUUCCACUACUAGUUUUCCCCGCGCACUUUGCAGAAUUGUUUGUCAAUCGUCUAUUGUUUAGUUCAUCAAAUAUACAAUUUUUGUGAUGCGUAUAACCAAAAAUAUGCCUAUAUUAUAAAGUAUUUAAUUGUGAAACAAAUUUGGAAAAGGUUAAAAAAAUUCAGAAUGGCAGAUGAUCCAGAUUUCUUGGUUGCGCUGGAAAUGCAAAGGCGGUGGAAUGCAGAGCCGAGUAUCGAUUUGAGUAGUACUGCAAAUAGCGAUGAUAGCGAACCAGAGAUUGUAAACUUCAGCAUGCCUCCACCAUCAAAGAAACCCUUGCGAAUCAAGCGCAGCAAUCCCACUUCAAAUCAAGACGAGGAGUACUUGAACCGCACACAGAAUCUUGUUCAUCCUCAAUGGGAAGUGUUGGAUCCUACUCCAGACAUUACUGCGCUGUUUUCGGCCUUCGACGACAAAUUCUUCCAAAGUCGCUUGCGAUGUGUAACUUUGGAGUGGAGUAAACGUAUGUAUAGCUGUGCUGGAAUAUGUUAUUCGAGGCGCAAUCGUUUUGGAAUGGAUAUAACUAUUCGAUUAAGCGAACCUCUGCUAAAGUUAAGACCACGCAAAGACUUGGUUGAAACUAUGUUGCACGAAAUGAUACAUGCAUACUGUUUUGUCUUGAAUAUUCGGGAAGGUAACGGUGGUCAUGGCCCAAAUUUUAAAAAGGUCAUGUAUGCUAUAAAUAAAGUGGCGGGCACCAACAUAACAGUAUACCACACUUUCCACGAUGAAGUGGACGUGUAUAAACAGCACUGGUGGCGUUGCAAUGGAAGCUGUACAAACCGCGCACCAUUUUUCGGCUAUGUGAAACGUACCUCAAACCGGGCCCCGGGCCCAAACGAUCAAUGGUGGGCAGCGCAUCAGGAGUCCUGCGGAGGCACCUUUAUGAAAAUCAAGGGUCCAGAUAAGCCAAAGAAGCAAAAAACGUCAAAGGAUACAAAACCAGCAACCGGCAAGGAUUUACGUACAUUCUUUCCCACUGUGGAUAAAAGGAUAAGCUCAACACCCAAAUUAUCCGAUGCAAAUAACGUGAGAAGCUUUGAAAAUGGCACUACAGGUUUUGGUGGCACUAAAGGACCAAUCAAAACCAACGGUGGCGGUACGCUUCUCUUGAACCCUAAAACCAAGCCACCUCACGCUAAAUCAAACGAUCGUCAGUCUACCAUUGCUUCUGCCUUUCCACCCUCUUCUUAUCCAGGUCUAUCGAAUGAUCCAUUCAAUGUAAAAGCAAGUAAUUCCAAUAGCUCUCCCUUCAGCCGUACUCCGGCAGGUGGAAACUUGAAAAACGUUGUUGGUUUUGCAAAUUUAAAUGGUAGUUUUGGCGGCGGGGGUGGUGGCUCCGCUGGUCGAAUCAACGGUAGUAAGCCAAAUGCAGCUUUUGUAGGUAGUGGUUGCCAAGUGGGAGCCAACCCCACGUCGGGUGUAAGUUCCAAGAAUAGUCCUGGAAGAGAGGUGGAUCGUAAACAGUUGCGUGAAUUGUGGCUAAAACGUUUUGCCAAUAAUAGUGAUAAUGGAAAUUCUGACUCCUUAGUAAAUAACAAAAAAAAAUUUGUGCGUAGCUUUGAAAGCGAUGCAGAAGCGCCAGCAGGUGAUGUGAAGCGUAGGCGCCUCUCAAAUGAAGUUUCUCCAACACAGAACAUUCCUGAAGACAAGCAGAAAAACGACGAUUGGCUGGUGCUGGAUGACGAGAUUAUGUUAAGGGAGCCUACAACGGAGACUAUUGCGAUACUGUCUGACGAUGAAAGCGAUGAAAAUGACAAUGCGAUGGAGGAGAGUGGUGCUAUAGAACAGCCGUCAAAACGUUCCACGCCGCUCACUGCUGAUGAACGUCAAAAAGCUAUCAAGCAGGAGAUUCUCGAAGACACAGCCGAUUUGUUGGAUGAGGACAUCAUUCUUAUUGAUGAUGAGUAUGACGACAAUGCGCAAGAGAGUAACGAUUUGCAGAAUAUAUCAGCUGCUGCCGAAUUAGCCGACACAUCGAUGAUAGAUGAGUUCUUUGGCGACGAUACAAUGAUGAAGGAUUUCAACCGUGAGAAUGAUGUUAAACCGUCUGGGUCUCGUCAUUUCCCCAAUCCAAAUGAUGAUAUAAUUACAUGUCCUAUUUGUCAAGGAAAAAUGAAACGUUGUUUAUUCGCCGACCACAUGGAUGGAUGUACUGGUAUUGCCAUUAAAGUCGCUUUCCCCAAACAUACACUCAAAAAACUAGCGGCUACAUCACGCCCAGUAAAACCAACUGCCAAAUCACGUCCCUCUCGUAAGGAAAUCCUACGUAAUGCCGGAUAUUCCGAACAGGAUUUAAUCAAUCUUACAUCAGCGAGCGAAGAAGAACUUUCCAGUUGCAACACCUCUCCACCUCGUCCCAAUGGCAAUUCAACGUCCAACGAAUGGAGUCCAGAAGAUAUGGAAACCAGGUUGUAUCGUCAGAGAAAUAUUCUGAAAAGCACUAUUCAGUGUCCUAAUUGUGGGCAGGAGGUUGAGCAAAACACAAUCAACGAUCACCUGGAUGAUUGCCUUUCCCAGUAAAUUAGUUAGAUUUUCAAUAUAUUAAAAAAAAAUCAAACUUUUUAUAUUACAUGGUUUGUUUAAGUUGAUCACAAUCGCACGUACACUCUUGUUAAAGCUCAGCCUUAGCCGUUUCAUAAAAUAUAUGACUUUUGAUCACAUAA